Molecule: messenger RNA, 2412 nt
Organism: Mesorhabditis spiculigera
Lineage: Eukaryota; Metazoa; Nematoda; Chromadorea; Rhabditida; Rhabditidae
Source: the annotation of a GenBank genome assembly
AUGGGAGGCCGUCGCAUCCAACCGACAGCUCCCCCAGUCGAACUCUAUGCCGGCGAUUUCUCAGCCGAAUCGGGUAGAAGACAACAUAGCCCUCCACCAUCAUAUCCAGGCUCUAUCGCUUCGAGGAGGACACAUUUUGCACAUGAUAGAGAUUCGAUCUAUCAACGGAUUGACAGAGGAGGAGAUGAUUCCGAAGAUGAGAGCACGAAGGAGCCACCUGUUGAAGUCAUUUCUACCGAUAAAGCAGCUCGAUUCCAUCCCAAAACGAUCAGUCCGAGGAAGAAGAAUAAGAGGAGGAGGGAGAAUCCUAUGUAUCACACUAAAAGAGGAUGCACGGACGUGAUCUGCUGUUUUCUGUUUAUGCUGUUCAUCGCCGGAUGGGGAUUCAUCGCCGUUAUAGGCUUCCUUCAAGGCAACCCGGAACGUCUGAUCCACCCAAUGGACUCUCAGGGAAGACGCUGUGGAUUCGCGAGGACUGGCGCUUAUGAUCUAACAAGCAAGCCAUAUCUUUUGUUCUUCGAUAUGACGGCCUGUAUCUCGUAUUCAACAUUGCUGGCCGGCUGCCAGACACCACAGAUCUGUGUACCGACGUGCCCACAGAGCUACUUCUCGUAUCUCCAGCUGAAGGUGUUCUCCGAUGGUUCUCUUCCAUUCAACGAGAUGGUCAAGGCCAAUAUGUACUGUGUUGAUGGCUUUGAUGCCUCUACACUCACCACAUUUGCCCUUGUACAACAAGCCGUCAACGACCGCAAAUGCGCCAAGUACACCGUCCCUUCAGCUCCAGUUCUGGGCCGUUGUAUGCCGCAGAUCCUGAUCGGGACGGUGGAAGAGCUAGACAAGCUUCAAGCCGCCAAUGGAACUCUCGAUGUAUUGAUUGGACAAUUUGGAGAUGAUGGAGGAACCAUUCCAAAGCAGACCAUGCUCAAUGACACCAGCAAGAUGGUAGGCGAGGUGAUACUAUCUGAGGGCGUGUUGACCAAGAUGGCGUCUGAUUUGGCACAGAGCUGGUGGCAAAUCCUGACGUUGAUCAUCAUCGCCGGUGUACUCGCAUUCCUAUGGACGGUUGUCAUGAGGAUAUUUGGAUCUCUGAUGAUAUGGUCUUCGAUUGGGAUUAUUGUCGGCGGGCUGAGUGUCGGUUGCGGCUACUGCUGGCUAAAAUGGAAUGGCCUAAAAGCCUCGGGGGCCACCGACGACUUCUCAUUCCAGCCAAUAUUCGAGCUCUACUUUGAGAUGCCAACCACUUGGCUCGUUUUUGCAAUUGGAGGGAGUGCCAUUCUUCUGAUCAUCGUCCUCAUCCUACUCUGUGUCGCCAGUCGGAUCCGUCUUGGUGUGGCGAUGAUCGAGGAGAGCAGCAAAGCAAUCGCUCACAUGAUGUCGACAUUGAUCUUCCCGAUCUUCCCAUUCCUCCUCCAUAUCAUCGUAUUUAUUGUCUGGGGUACUGUAGCCAUCUGGUUGGCAUCAACAGGAGAAGAGAAUUGUCGACAACAAGGACAAACUGCCAAUCAGACAAUGGCCAAUCCCAGAUGUGACUGUGCUACACUCGGAAUUGAUACGAAUUGUGUGUACGUGAAUGUGACGCGAGAUAAUGAUCAAGUCUUCUGGUUCCAAGCCUACAAUCUCUUUGCUUUCUUCUGGAUGACGUGUUUUGUCACGGCUUUAGGGGAAAUUGCGCUAGCUGGCGCGUUUGCCAGUCAUUAUUGGGCUGUCGACAAGAAUCGAGACAUCCCCACGUUUCCGGUGCUGCGAGCGCUUUGCUUUGCCAUGAAAUACAACCUCGGCUCCCUGGCCUUUGGGAGUCUCCUAAUCGCCAUCGUCAAAUUCAUCCGUGUCAUCCUGGAUUAUCUCGACAAGAAAUCACAGACUACCCAGAACUCUGUCCUCAAAGCCAUCUUCUGCCUUUUGAAAUGUUGGUUCUGGUGCCUGGAGGUGUUCCUCAAGUUUUUGACGAAGAAUGCGUAUAUUAUGAUGGCCAUUUAUGGGAAGGGCUUCUUCACCUCAGCCAAAGACAGUUUCUUGCUGUUGACGAGGAAUUGUAUUCGAGUGGUUGUCAUCAAUCAAGUCACCGCAUUUCUCCUCUUCAUCGGAAAAGCCGCGAUUACCAUCGGAAUUGGUGUGGUGGCGUAUUUCUGGUUCACAGGCAAAUGGACGAUAGAUGGGAUCCCUCGUGUGGAUCUGUAUUAUUAUUUCCUUCCAAUCAUCAUUGUCCUCAUCGGCUCCUAUUUCAUUGCCGAUAUGUUCUUUGAUGUCUACGAGAUGGCCGUCGACACGACAUUCAUUUGCUUUUUGGAAGACAGCGAACAGAAUGACGGCAGCCCCGAGAAACCCUUCUUCAUGUCGGCCAAUCUGCUGAAGAUUCUCGGGAAGAAGAACGAGACCCAUAUCAACGUCUCCAGCUCGUCCUCCUCCUCCAAA